AAUUGUAUAAAUUGGGUUCAGAUUAACCUAGCUAAUAUCAAAAACUAAUUAACAUUGAAUUUAAUCACAUCUAAAAUAUUGUUGCUUUUCCAAAAGUCACUUUCUUUGGACUCCAAGUCAAACCUCGCCAAUUGAUAUAUGGGAGACCUUCGACAGUUACGGGCCAUAAUCGAUCUGAUUCGAAAUUGUUACUUGGAGCCGCUAUCCUGAAAAUGUCACUGGUUUAAGUACAUAGGCAGACGUUGCUCUCUACCCAUCUUCCCACCUCCCUUUAUUCGCCGGGCUGCAACAAUUUUCCGCUUAGUUUCAGGGGCGUAUAUCAUAGAUGGAAACUCAAGGUCAAGGGGAAGUGUGUUCACCUGAAAUUCUUGCUUAUAUGGAACUUGCACUAGAACAGGCAAAACAUGCUUUGGAUUGUCUUGAAGUGCCAGUGGGUUGUGUGAUGGUUGAAAGUGGGAAAGUAAUUGCAUCUGGAAGAAACCGAACCACAGAGACAAGAAAUGCUACAAGACAUGCAGAAAUGGAAGCAAUAGAUGUUCUUCUCGAGCAGUGGCAGAAAACUGGACUUUCAGUGUCAGAAGUUGCUGAAAAGUUUUCAAAAUGCACUCUCUAUGUUACAUGUGAACCAUGUAUAAUGUGUGCUGCAGCUUUGUCUAUUCUUGGUAUAAAGGAAGUAUAUUACGGCUGUGCAAAUGAUAAAUUUGGAGGCUGUGGGUCAAUAUUGUCUUUGCAUUCAAGCAGCAAUCAACCGCAUGAUAGUGGGGAAGUUGCGCAAGGAAAGGGUUUCAAAUGUAUUGGGGGAGUAAUGGCGUCUGAAGCAGUCUCCCUGUUGCGAUGUUUCUAUGAGCAAGGGAACCCUAAUGCUCCAAAGCCUCACAGGCCAGUGACUCUCCAGCCAGCAGAUCACUAAUACCUUUCAUGCUGUCUAUAGUCAUGAUUGAGGAGUAAUUGGAUAAUGAAGAAUAGUCAUUAUAUCGUUAUACUUGAAAAUUAGGCAGACGACUGUUUAAGUGCAGCGGCAUUGUAAAAUGUUUGUUAGAAAUUGAGAAAUACUGGCAAAAGUUUUCGGAAUUUAGCUCUCUUUUAUCCUUUUUGCCCAA
Messenger RNA from Manihot esculenta (cassava), 1100 nucleotides. Its product is annotated as tRNA-specific adenosine deaminase TAD2. Lineage: Eukaryota; Viridiplantae; Streptophyta; Magnoliopsida; Malpighiales; Euphorbiaceae. The transcript is spliced from 8 exons. Gene Ontology annotation, molecular function: zinc ion binding; tRNA-specific adenosine-34 deaminase activity. Gene Ontology annotation, biological process: tRNA wobble adenosine to inosine editing. Bases 326 to 910 code for a protein of 194 amino acids. The record is from RefSeq and is a predicted model, not a curated record.